UGACAGGAAGCAACCCAAGAAGAAAUUGUUUGACUAACAAAUCGUGAGAUUGCAGAUUAGUUUUCAUCAACUGGAAGCAGAGAUCAAAGAAGAACGGACACGAAGUCAAACAAGAACCCAACCAAAAACCCUUUUGAGGAAACCGAAACAAGAGGAAAGUUGCGAAACGACAGCCGAUCUCAGCUUGUUGGGCCACGUAGGAUUCGGGAAAACUUUUGAUCUAAACGGAUGAGGCCGUCCUUGCUUACGUAUCCCUCGAGCUGCUAGCCGUUGGAUUUGUCCUUUCUUUCUUACAUGACCCGAAGCUUGAGGCCCGAAGCCUGACGCCCGCAAGAACACGACCCGAUAAAAUUUAUCAGACAAAGGGCAAGCAAAAACCCCCAGUCCAACAUGGAUAAACCCUACAACAUUUGAAACGAAACAAUGGCAUCACUUCUUCAACUCCCUCACUCUUUCUCACUGUUCUUGAACCCUCCGAACCCAAAGAUUCAGUUUUUAAAUUCUCCCAGAACUGUAGGCUUACCAAGAGCUUCAGUGGAAACAAAUGAAGCCGUUGAAUCUCCAAAGCCAACUCGCCGAGGCAGGAAAAAGAAACCAACUUCGUCUUCCCCAGCAACGAAAACAAGGCGCACGAGAAAAACCCAGAAUGAAAAUGGCUCUAUUGAAUCUGAAAGCCAGGGAGAAGAAGAGGAGCUAGGAGAUUUCGACGAUGGCAUGGAUUUUCUGUACGAGGAACCUCCGUUGAUCUGCUGCUUCGGCGCUGCACAAAAGGAGUUCGUACCCACAGUUAGAGUGAACGAAGAGAAGAUGCACCCGGAUAAAUACUCCCACUGGAAAAUGCUACAGUGGGACCCUCCGGAGUUCGGGAGGGCGCCAGGUGGGCCACCAUCCAACGUGGCAAUAUCACACGUGAGGCUUGGAGGGAGAGCUGCUUUUAUGGGGAAAGUUGGGGACGAUGAGUAUGGGGAUGAGCUUGUCUUGAUGAUGAAUAAAGAGAAAGUGCAAACGAGAGGUGUUAAGUUUGAUGAGAAUGUUAAGACUGGGUGUACUUACAUGAAGGUUAAGUUUGAUGAGAAAGGAAGGUUGAAGAUGGAGACUGUUAAAGAAUCUGCUGAAGACUCUCUUCUUAGCUCCGAAUUGAAUCUUGCUGUUCUCAAAGAGACUAGAAUUUUCCACUUCAAUUCAGAGGUUUUAACAUCUCCUUCCAUGCAAUCUACACUUUUCAAAGCAAUUGCAUGGUCUAAGAAGUUUGGGGGGCUUAUAUUUUUUGAUUUGAAUUUGCCAUUACUUUUGUGGAGAUCACGUGAUGAAACGAGGGAGGUGAUCAAGGAAGCCUGGAACAAAGCAGACAUCAUUGAGGUUUCAAGGCAAGAGCUGGAAUUUCUUCUGGAUGAAGAGUAUUAUGAGAGGAAGAGAAAUUACAGGCCUCAAUACUAUGCUGAAAGUUUUGACCAAACCAAGAAUCGGCGAGACUGCUAUCAUUAUACCCGUGAGGAAAUCUCUCCGUUGUGGCAUGAUGGACUUAAAUAUCUGUUUGUGACUGAUGGAACACUUAGGAUACAUUACUAUACACCUUCAUUUGAUGGUGUGGUUGUUGGAACAGAGGAUGUGCUAAUAACACCAUUCACUUGUGAUCGAACUGGCUCUGGUGAUGCUGUUGUGGCUGGUAUUAUGAGGAAGCUGACCACUUACCCUGAGAUGUUUGAAAAUCAAGAUACCUUAGAGAGGCAGCUACGCUUUGCAAUUGCAGCAGGUAUUAUAUCGCAGUGGACAAUUGGUGCUGUGAGAGGUUUUCCUACUGAGAGUGCUACACAAAAUCUGAAAGAACAGGUUUAUGUACCUUCAAUGUGGUAGUUGAGAGCCAGAGAACAUGACAGCACAAUUUUACUAUUUCUGUGGACAGAAUGCAAGGUUUUGUAUCUGAUGAACAUGGAUAAGAAUCCCUGAAAGAGGUAAAGGCUGCAUGUAAUGUGCACGGCUUAGCAUGGCUGAGUUCAAUUCAUUCCAUCUUGAUUGGCUCUUUCGAUGGGCAAGCCAUUGAUACUCGUAGAAGUGUAGGUGAGGGCUAGAUUGAACAAUAUAUUCUUCUAAUUGAAUUGUAUCAAUCAGCAAUUCUCCAUCAGUUUAUGAUCCAACAUUUAGCAAAAUCAUGUUCACCCCAUUGUUUCAGACAUUGGAAAAUAAUGUAUUGUUUGAAUCCUUAAUGAAAGCAAGUUUCCAGUGAA
Molecule: messenger RNA, 2225 nt
Organism: Theobroma cacao (cacao)
Lineage: Eukaryota; Viridiplantae; Streptophyta; Magnoliopsida; Malvales; Malvaceae
Gene: FLN1
Product: fructokinase-like 1
Biological process (GO): plastid transcription; chloroplast organization
Cellular component (GO): chloroplast nucleoid
Molecular function (GO): kinase activity
Source: RefSeq, a predicted model, not a curated record